Pantherophis guttatus is the source of this 1142-nucleotide messenger RNA. The record is from RefSeq and is a predicted model, not a curated record. NCBI's taxonomy places the organism in Eukaryota, Metazoa, Chordata, Lepidosauria, Squamata, Colubridae.
GGCUUAGGGAAUUUUUGCUGUUUCAGAUCCAAGAAAAGCAAACGGAGGCCUUGGAAUGGAAGAAGAAGCACGACAAGAUCUAUGCUGAAAAGAAAGAAAUGGAAAAAAUUGUUGCAGAGUUUGAGGACAUCAUCGUACAGGUGAUGGAGGAUUGUCAGACCCAGAAGGAGCUUGCAAAAAAAGAACUGCAGAAAGCCUUGGAUGCAAAACAGCAGGCGGUCUCGGACCUGAAUGCCUUGGAAAAGUCUUUCUCUGAAUUCUUCAACCGGUUUACAAAACAAAAGGAGGCCAUAGAAGGAUUUCAGAAGAAUGAAGACACACUGAAGAAAUGCGUGGAGGAUUACCUUGAGAGAAUUAAGAAGGAAGAGCAGAGAUACCAGGCCCUGAAGGCUCACGCAGAAGAAAAGUUGGAUCAAGCCAACGAGGAGAUUGCCCAGGUGAGAAGCAAAGCCAAAUCGGAAGUGGCUGCCCUCGAUGCCAGCUUGCGCAAAGAACAGAUGAGGGUCCAGUCGCUGGAGAGCAGCAUUGAGCAAAAGGUAAAAGAAAACAAGGAACUCACAAAAAUUUGUGAAGAAUUGAUUUCUAAGAUGGAAAAAUUGUGCUAGAUCUCUGCAUUCCUCCCGUUUUGUUCUGUUUUCCAAUUUUGGGGUAGAUUAUUUAUUAAAUGUAUUUCUACGCUUCAGUGUCACUAGUUUGACUAAUAUUAUUUGAUAUGAAAUAGUUUCUUUUUAUUCCCACUUUCUGUUUCUAAAAAGUAAUUGAAAAGGCCUACUGUGGCUCUUCUGUGGAUGGCAAGGUUUGGGGUAUUUUUGUUUUUAGCCUGCAGUCUUUAAACUACUCAAUGUUUGAUAGGAUAUUUUCUACAUUCUUGAACUCAACUUUAUUGUUUCCUUAUAUGUUUCUGAUAGUCAGCAAAGAAAAUUAGUUUCAUUUUGUAUGAAACAGAAAAUUUAUCUUUCAUUUAAAAAAUGAAUGCUUCUGAUAUAUUGCACAGACUCUAUAAUAAAAAUUGUUCAUUAACAAGUUGAUGUAUUCAUACAAAUCAAUUUGCUGAAAUUGCAAAAUAAGUCUCUGGUUGUUGAGCCAUCUAUCUCUCUCUUUCUUUGGUCUUUAAAAUAAAAAUGUUUCAUUAAAUUUGUAAA